Molecule: messenger RNA, 1032 nt
Organism: Lotus japonicus
Lineage: Eukaryota; Viridiplantae; Streptophyta; Magnoliopsida; Fabales; Fabaceae
Exons: 1
Coding region: 216-650 (144 amino acids)
Source: RefSeq, a predicted model, not a curated record
AUCUAUCUUUCUAAUUAAUCUCUAUCUUAAUCUCACCUUAAUCAUCUUCCACCUUAUUUGGCAUAUCAUCUAAAAUCCUAAAUAUCAAUAAUCAAUCUCUCUCCAAAUUCUCAUCAUCUUCUUCUUCUCCCUUCUUCAAAUCUCUCUCAAUUUUGACAAUUCACUAUGAACAAUCCCACCCUCAUUUCUUGAUAAUCAUAUUCAAUUAAUCCUAAAUGACUCGACAGAUCAUCGUGUCUUCGAAUCCGGUGAGGCGCCAGCAUCGCCGACGCGUGGGGGAGGUGGCCGGAGGCGCGACGGGUAAGUGCGCGGCCGUGUGCUGCUGCUGCCCCUUCGCGGUGAUCAAUUUCGUGGUCCUGGCGGUCUACACCGUGCCGAAAGGGCUAUUCCGGAAGGCGGUGGAACGGAGACGGCGACGGUUGACGGUGAAGAAAUCCGGUGGCGGGAGGGAGAACGAGGCGGUUCUGCUGCAGACGCGGAUGUCCAGCGGACACUUCGAGGCGGUGGCUCCCACGCUCCUGGAGGAGCAUCUGGCGAACGAUCGGGAUGCGGAGGAGAAAAAGACGGAGGCCGUUGAACUGGAGCGAGAGAUGUGGGCCCGGUUUAAUGGAACCGGGUUUUGGAGGAGCGAGUCGCAGCGCGAACCGUAAAUGUAACGAACCGGUGGGAAGGAUUGGACCGGUAACACGGUGUCGUUUUGUUGUGUGGGAAAUGGGAAUCAUGAAUUCGGCAGAAGCUCCAUUCGUGUGGGUUGGGAAAAAGACAAAUGAGACAAUGAAAUUGAAAUUGAAAUUGAAAUUGAAAUUGAAAUUGAAAUGUUUGUUUCUUUAGAGUUGUUAGGAUUCAUUUUAUCAAUUAAGAACUCUUAGGAAUUAGGAUUUUUUUUUGACAAUUAGAAACCCUUAGGAUUUGAAUGUAUAUUUUCUCAUAAAAUGUGUAUACAUAGGGCAAUGUUCUCAAGCAUGCAUGUUUUCUCUUAUACUGUUUUUGUUUUACCAUUACUUGAUAAAAAUAUUGCAACUCCUGAAUCAA